Messenger RNA from Perkinsus marinus ATCC 50983, 1333 nucleotides. RefSeq lists its product as hypothetical. The record is from RefSeq and is a predicted model, not a curated record. Bases 29 to 1144 code for a protein of 371 amino acids. Lineage: Eukaryota; Perkinsozoa; Perkinsida; Perkinsidae. The transcript has 2 exons.
GUUAUUAUUUACCCCGUAUCUGACAGUCAUGUCUUUCAAUACAGGACAAUUCGGUGGCAACGAGGACUAUCAAAAGCAGGAACAACAACAGCACCCUGCGUUGUCAUCGCAAUCCCACUACUCGGUGCGCAAUACGUUCAUCGACUUCUCUGCUCCUGAGCCCCCUCUGGGUGAUCCCGCUACCAUGGAUGACAAUGGUAAUGGUCGUCCGUCUAUGGCGUUGAAGGCUAGGAGCAUGCCGGAAGGCACCAAUAUCGACCGGACCGCAUCUCGAUUGGCCAGCAUGCUCUUUCGUGGUGGUGCGGCAUUCGGGUUUGGGCAAGCUGCCCCACAAGUUUCCACUUCCGUGUUGCAUCAGCCCUUCUCGGGCACUCCUGAAACUAUACCCGAGGCUGGACCAGAAGACAGCUCUGGUUCAUCAGUUCAGAGCCUCGACAAUAAUAUGUCCAGAAUUGUGGUCGGAGGUGAAGGAGUAGCAACUCAUAAUAAUAAUAUCUCGACUAGUGAACAAUCGGGCUCGCCCUUUGAUACUCCUAUCAAUGAAUAUACUACUCUCAAUUCUGUGAUCUCGCCGCCAUCUUCUAAGACGAGCUCUCCUCCUCCUCCUUCUCCUCCUGCUGCUGCGACUACUAAUGACGGCAGUAGCAAGAGAUCAACGGGUCCUACUCACAUCAAUAUGAGUCAGCUUAGUGAAGAGCAACGAGACCGAUUGCUGUCAUUGAUACCUAGAGACCCCGAGACUGGGAAGCAGCUUUCGGCAGGGAGUAUAGUCCAUGAACUUGGUACAUGUAGGCCUUGCGUCUUCGCCAAUAACACAGAGAGGCCCUGUGUCUUUGGUGUGGAGUGUCUUUUCUGUCACUAUCAUCAUGAUAUUCGUAAGAGAUCGAGGAUGAGCCGUAAGCAACGGGUGGAGGCACGUAAGAUGCGAGAGACUCAGAAUUCCAUCGGCUGUACUCUGGGUUCUCCAGUACUCGGUGAUGGGGCCUCGGCAGAGGAGAUCUUCCAAUGCCUUGUGGGCCAUGCUCAUGCUGUGGAGCUCCAGAAGGUCACGUUAGAUCAUCUAUUGGAUUCACCUUCCGACAUGCCACCACCAUUUUGCACACCAUCACAUACCACUUCCCAGUACAAUAAUGAUAUGCAUUAGGUAGUCUAUUAGUAUAGCCAUUGUGUACUGUGGUUGAUGUGUACAAGAUACACUGUAUUGUUAUUGACUCUGGUAAAAGCUACUCGUCAAUGUGUUCUCAUUGAUGUUGGAUUGUUGAUACUCCAUCUUGAUGGAGCAUCAUCUGUAUGAUCAUUAUCUGCUUCUAUAACCCCACAUUUUCUGGACUAU